This is a messenger RNA of Zootoca vivipara (common lizard), 5016 nucleotides long. RefSeq names its product centrosomal protein 112 (gene CEP112). The record is from RefSeq and is a predicted model, not a curated record. NCBI's taxonomy places the organism in Eukaryota, Metazoa, Chordata, Lepidosauria, Squamata, Lacertidae.
CCUGCCCCUAGCUGAGGGAGCCCGGCGGGAAAGGGCGGGGUUGGUUUGAACCGUUGGUUGCAUUUUGGCUGGUCUCCUGGCAGCCGUGCCGGUUCCCCGACUCUCCUUGGAGCCCCGUUUCUCGGGGUCGCGUCGUUCAGCCCCACUGAAAUAAGGGGUGGGGGGAGAGGGAGGCGCAGGUUUGUGAGGCCUGUGUGGGGUUUAGGACACUCCCUCAGUUCACUGCACCCACCGCAGCCCCACUUCUGUGGCAUCUCCUUGCGGCAUCGCCCUUGUGUGUGGGGGUGUGUGUGUGGGGGGAAGUGGGGUUGUGCCAACCCCCCCUCUUUCUCUGACAGAGGGCGAACCUUUGCUCAAAGCCUCGACGUCGUGGACUGCGCGAGUUAUCCUUUUAAACACAUCUAUAUUCCGAUUGUUGAAUGAGCAGAAUGAGUGGUGAAGAAGAAAUUUGGGAGAAACUGGAUUCAGAAUUUGAUCACUAUGUUGUGGAUAUGAAGCCUUAUGUUUUGAAACUGCCUCACAAAUCAGAACGUCAGAGAUGUGCCCUUUGGAUCAAAAAGCUUUGUGAGCCUUCAGGUGCGGGCGCAGGUACUGUUGGUAGGAAGAACCGGAACUUGUAUGGAAAGCUGCUUCUGCAUAUGCUGAAGAGAGGAGUGCUGGAGGGCCCCUUUACACAGAAACCAGAAACAGGAACGUUGAAAACUCUUCCUUCGUACAUGUCUAUCUACUUUGAUGAACCAAAUUCAGCAAGAGUGUGGAGCAGCAGCCCAGACGGUUUACCUGAUUGGGUCAUGGGAGAGCUGGGACAAAGUGAUUCUAAAAUGGAUGAAUCCUGGAAAGUAUCUUGUAGAGAGGAGUCUGCUCUGGUAACCUCACCACUUGGACACAGGGAACAAUAUACAUAUAAUGGGAAGCGAGCACUAAAGUCCCGUUCUAUGAGUCCACUUCAUCUGCCAGAAGAGAACAACUUUACCUCAAAGACACCAGAGGAUCGGCACACACACAAAAUGUCUUUGGAUGACAGUGACCUUGAAGCUCGUCUCAACAGUUGGAAUCUUGGGCUUGAAAAUCCCAGAUAUUUACGUGAGAAACCUAUACCAUUGUCACUGAUGUCACCCAGGAUAGAUAUGAGGAAGCACAAUACUUCUCAAGAGGAACAGACAUUUUCCCGCAUGUUUGAAAAGGAGUUGGAGAUGAAAUCCAAACUAAUGGAAGCUAGAAUUCAAGAAGAAAAGCUUAAAUUACAGCAGAAGCAUGAUGGAGAUGUUCAGAAGAUUUUGGACAGAAAGAAUAAUGAAACUGAGGUACUGAAGACCUUGUACAAAACUAAGCAGAGUGAAGCUGAAGAGACCAUUCGAAAGCUUGAAAAAAAAGUUCAGACGCUUGUCCGUGAGUCACAAGUUGUUAGAGAAGCAAAGGAAAAGCAAAUUGCAGAACUAAAGAAGUUGUGUGAGCAAAGUACAGAUUCCUUGAACAAUGAAUGGGAGAAAAGGCUCCAUAAUGCCGUGGCUGAAAUGGAAAAGGAGAAGUUUGACCUUCAGAAAAAACACACGGAAAACAUCCAGGAAUUGCUGGAGGAUACAAAUGCACGACUAAGUAAAAUGGAAGCAGAAUACUUGGCACAAACCAAAUCAACUAACCAGAUGGUCAAAGAGCUGGAGGCCCGUGUCCACCAGUUGACUGUGGAAGCAGAAUCCAGUAAUUUGCAGCAUCAGAAGUUAUCUCAAGAAAAGACCAGUCUUGAGCAAGCCUACCAGGCUGUGUGUACAGAACUCGAAGAAGUCAAGGCAAGAUGCAACUCACUUCAGAAAGAAAAGGGGCAUAUUGUACAAGACUUUGAGCAGAACAUUCUCACUCUUCAAAGCAAAUAUGAUGAUGACAUAGAUUUGUUGAAACAGGAACAUGCUCUUUCUGCAGCGAAAGCAUCUGAUGUGAUUGAAGAAUUAGAACAGUGUGUGUCGCAAUUAAAACAACAGUUACUGGAAUCAGAACAUCAAAGGCAGCAACAGCUGAGGGAUCAAGAACAGACAUAUAUGCAGGAGAAACUUCAUUUAGAGAGAGAUCUUGAAAAGAAGAUGCAUGGGUUGCAGAAUGACUUUGAGAAGGAGAGGAAGGAUUCUCACAGGAGAAUACGAAAAAUGGAAGACAUGCUGAGGGAGAAGGAGGAGCAGCUGACUCGGGCGAUGGAGGUACAGAGGCUGCAUGCCCAGCAGGCUGAUGCUGCCCUGGAGGAGUUUAAGCGGCAGGUGGAGCUGAACUCAGAAAAAGUCUAUGCUGAAAUGAAAGAGCAGAUGGAAAGAGUGGAAGCAGAUCUAAGCAGAUCAAAAUCUCUCCGGGAAAAGCAGUCAAAAGAAUUCUCCUGGCAGCUUGAAGAGCUCAAGCAAAGAUAUGAACAACAGAUAGUAGAGCUGAAGCUGGAGCAUGAACAGGAGAAGACGCACCUAUUCCAGCAGAAUAACACAGAAAAGGAUUGCCUGGUCCGAGAACAUGAACGGGAAAUUGAGAAACUGGAAAAACAGCUCCGGGCUGCCAUGACAGAGUACGACAAUAAAACCCAAGAAUGCAGGAAGCGAGAUGUACAGAUCAUCUCUGAUAUGGAAGCCCAGAUCCACACACUGCGAGAAGAGCUCAUUCAAGUGAAUACACAGAGAAAACAGCAGCUAGUUGAACUUAGCCUUCUCAGAGAAGAAGAAAAACAAAAAACUGUUCGGGACCAUGAGACUGCCAUGAACAAGCUGAAAGCUGAGUCAGAAAAGAUGAUACUAGAUCUGCAAAAGACUAAAGCUACAGAAAUGGAGAUGGCGCUCGAAAAGGCCAACAGCAGGUUGAAGCAGAUUGAAAAGGAAUACUGUCAGAAGUUUGCCAAAUCUUCACAGAUCAUAGCUGAUCUUAAGACAACCAUUUCCUCUCUGACAGAGGAAAGAAACCAGCAGCAGCUUGCUGCAGAAAGGCGUCUGCAGGAUGUUUUACAAAAGUUUGAAGAUGAGAAGAAGCAGCUGAUUAGAGAUAAUGACAGAGCAAUCAAGGGCUUGCAGGAUGAAAUUGAAACCUACUGCAAUCAGGUCCACUCUGUUCAAAAGAAGUUACAGCACAGAGAUCUGGAGACUCAGGAACAGAUGACUUCUAUACGGCAGGAAUAUGAAACCAAACUCAAAGGUCUGAUGCCAGCAUCUGUGAGACAAGAACUUGAAGACACAAUUAUUUCGCUAAAAUCUCAGGUGAAUUUUCUGCAGAAAAGAGCAUCCAUCCUACAAGAGGAACUGAGCACAUACCGUACCAGAAGGUAACUGUUGGAGCUGACUGGUUUCUUCAGAGGACUUCUUUCAGCAGGUUUGAAGAUUUGGAUCUUGUGAAACUAAUCUGAGAGAUCAGUGGUUGUUUUGUUAAAUCAGACAAUGUAAUUAAGUUUCUGAAAGCACAUCCUUCAUUCAUAACAGUAUUUUAAGUUACCACUUAUUUGAAUUAUUUUAUCAUUAUAUUACAGAUUUUAAAGCUUUUGAUAUAUUGGAUAUCUAUAUAUGUCAAUAUACUUACUGAAAAACUUAAUUUUGUUUGCUCAUUUUGCUUUUGUUACUGGCUUCCUGCUGCAGUUUGUUCACUUUUACACAUGCUAAAAAUCACGUCCUUAUUAGAAUCAUCAUUAUUAUAGUGUCCAAAAUAUGUUAAAACAUAUAUGGCAUUAUUUUCAUGUUCACAUGUUAUGUAAUAUUAAAGUAUUUUUUGUAGAUUUUUGUUUCCACAUUAUUUCCAUUAUCAGUGACAUAUCAUUUACUGCAAGAAUAGCUGCAAUGGCUCCUUUCAUGUUUCUUAUCGUUAACUUCUUGUAAGAUUUUGUAUUUAGUAGAAUACACUUUUGUGGCUAUAUGGAAAGACUAUAUAAUUGUCCUGUUCAUUAGCUUGGCUAAUUGAUUGAACAAUAACUGCUUUCACUAGGGAUAAUAAGAAUCUCUCUUAGUCUGGAGUGCAUAACUUCUAAAUAAGUUGCUAUAGCAAAACACUGUAAGUGCAUUGUAAACUCUUGACAAGGAAACUUUUACACUGUUUUACAGGCAUUGGAAAAGUAUUUCCCUACAAUUCAGGUGUAAAUGUUAUAUGCCUUGAGCAGUUCCUUUAACAUUUAGCGUGGAUUUCCUGAUGGGUUUGGUAGGAAAUUGAAGCUAGCAAUAUGAAGCAAGCAAUAUGAAAUUACAAUGAAUUGUUUACAUCAAGAGUAGGCAAUCUGUUGCCUUGCUGGACUGCAAAAUGCGCCUACAUCAUCUUCCCUAUCACUGGCCAUGUUGGCUAGGACUAAUGGGAGUUGGAAUCCAACAACAUCUAGAGGGACCACAUUGACACUCCCUGCUUUGGGCAGCAUAUUAUUAUUAGUAGUAGUAGUAUUUAAGGAAGCACAUGCCUGGAGUGUGUUCCAACCUCCAAGUGAGGAAAGGCAGCAUUUGGUGAAAAGUAAGCCAUUUCAACCGAAAGGUUUCAAAGCUAAAUUCUUCUGUAAGUAACAAAAUUUUUUAUACAAAACGUUAUGUAAAAAACACCCUUGUUUUCUUUUUAUCUUUUUCUUUUUUGAAAUAAUAAUAAUAAUAAUAAUUAAAAGCAUCAUCAACUGAGAAGAGCACACACAUGUAUUUGCCAUUUAUCCCUUUGAAAUAUACAGAACUAGUGAUUAGGCAAGGAUUGGGGCCCUUGUUUCAUGUCUCUCAAUGCAAAUACCACAUGCUUGUUGCGCCUUGCAACUCGAGCAACGUUGUGCUUAAGUCCAAAAUGUUGCACAAUGAACUAUUCUGAAACAUUAGAUGAUAGGUUAGAAAUAAUAAUAAUAGUUUUGUGUAGGACUUUCAAGGUUCAAAGUGCUUUACAGGGACUCUGUAAGUCACUAUUAAUAUUCUCCAUUAUGCAGAUUGGGGUGGGGAAACUGAGGCUGAGAGUGGCUUGCCUAAGGCCAUCUAAGGCCAUGACAAAGGUGAGAUUCAAGCCUGGGAUUUCUGAUUGGUAUGCUGUUUUGCUGCUUUCAGGGUGUAUAUA